AUGCAGCAUCUUACUGUCAGUGCAGACACAAACGGAGGAGCGGCGGGCAGCGAGCCUGCGGUGAGCGGCAACCAGCCGUCGGCGAACCUGGCCGUGUGCGAGCCGCGCCACCGCAAGGUGAGCAUCGCGUCGGAGCCGGCGCGGCCGCUGCGCGCCAGCACCGCGUCCGAGCCGCGAGAGCGCCGCAAGUCCAUCCUGGUCAACGCCGACGGCCACCACCACCAGGCCAACGGCCGCGCCGCCGCCGCAGCCGCCGACGCAGACGGAGAAAAGAAGUUCUACGUUCCCAGCUAUGCUGUACCCACACCUACAAAGAAAUACUCGACGACAACGUCGUGCUCCAUCCCGGAGAAGACGGAUUACUUAUUCGAGGAUCUCGAGAAGUCGUGGUGGCUGUCGCUGCUGCGCCGCUGCCACCAGCCCGAGGCGCCGCCGUCGUGGCAGCCCGGCUUCUGGCCGCGCCUCUGCCCGCCGCCGCUCUGCCCCUCCUACCGGAGGGUGGCGCGCCUGCUCGCGCUCGCCAUCAUCCUGCUGCUCUGCUGGGCCGUCGCCUUCACCGUCAUAGGCCGCGACGCCGCUCCAGGGGGCCAGCUGUUCCAGCUGGCGGUGCUGGCGCUGGCGGCGCACGUGGGCGGCUGGCUGGCGACGCUGGUGCGGCUGCCCGCGCUCGUCGGCAUGCUGCUGGUGGGCAUCGCCUGCCAGAACCUCGGCCUCUUCCACCUCGAGGACGCCUACGAGGAGGUCUGCUCCGUUCUCAGGCACGUGGCGCUGGUGAUCAUCCUGACUCGCGCGGGCCUCGACCUGGACCCUCCGUCGCUGCGGCGGCUGGCGGUGCACGUGCUCAAGCUGGGGCUGGUGCCCUGGCUGGCCGAGUGCGCCGUCGUCACCGUGGCAACGGCCCUGCUGCUGGGCCUGCCCUGGAUCUGGGCCUUCCUGCUCGGGUCUGUGGUGGCGGCCGUUUCGCCAGCGGUGGUGGUGCCCUGCCUCUUCAGGCUGCGGGUGAAGGGCUACGGGGUGGCCAAGGGCAUCCCCACGCUCAUCAUCGCCAUCUCCGGAAUAGACGACGCCGCGUCCGUGGCAGUCUUCGGGGUCGUGCUCAGCGUCAUGUUUUCGCAAGGCAGCUUGGCGUACCAAAUCGCGCAGUGCCCCGUGUCCGUCAUCGGUGGCAUCGGCUAUGGCGUCGCUUGGGGCUUCCUCGCCAAGUACAUCCCCGAGAAGGCCGACCCGUUCGUGGUGCCGCUGCGCGUGCUGAUGCUGCUGGGGGGCGGUUUGCUGGCCGUGUUCGGCAGCGAGGCCAUCGGCUUCGACGGCGCCGGGCCUCUGGGCUGCGUCGCCGCCGCCUUCGUGUCCUGCGUCUCGUGGACCAGCCAGGGCGUCGACGUCGAAGACAACCCUGUUGCCACAGCGUUUGAGAUAUUUUGGAUGAUUUUUGAACCGAUCCUAUUCGGCAUAACAGGCACACAGAUAAAGUUCAGUGAACUGGAGGGAGACGUUGUGUCACUGUGCAUUGCUUGCCUCAUAACUGCUUUCGUGUUACGUAUUUUGGUGACGAUUCUCGUGGGAUUCGGUAGCAAGCUCAAUAACAAAGAAAAGAUUUUUGUCGCUCUGGCCUGCAUGGCUAAAGCCACAGUGCAGGCGGCGCUGUGCCUGCAGCCGCUGGAGAAGGUGCAGGCGUCCGGCGGCUCCGAGGAGGAGCUGCGGUACGCGCAGCUGGUGAAGAUGACGUGCGUGCUGGCCAUCCUGCUGACGGCGCCCACCGGGGCCGUGCUCAUCCUGCUGACGGGCCCGCGGCUGCUGACGCGCCUCUCCAAGUCGCGGCCCGGCAGCUGCCGCCACAGCCACAGCGGCCGGCCCUCCCUCCGGGACAUCUCCAUCCUGGACGACGACCGCGAGCCGGACCUGGCUCCGUCCAGAGCCGUGCUGGGGCCCCACGAGAUAGCCGCUGCCUAG
Messenger RNA from Schistocerca piceifrons (Central American locust), 1950 nucleotides. Its product is annotated as sodium/hydrogen exchanger 9B2-like. Gene Ontology annotation, cellular component: membrane. Gene Ontology annotation, molecular function: antiporter activity. Bases 1 to 1950 code for a protein of 649 amino acids. The transcript is spliced from 13 exons. Lineage: Eukaryota; Metazoa; Arthropoda; Insecta; Orthoptera; Acrididae. The record is from RefSeq and is a predicted model, not a curated record. Gene Ontology annotation, biological process: proton transmembrane transport.